AUGAAAAAUGGAAAAGGACAGAGUGUUUUACAUGUUGCUGUCAUCCAUUCGUUUCCUUACAUAUGGAUUCGUUUAUUACUCAUGAGAAGAGCCGAUCCAUGUACUCGGGAUCAAGAUGGUUAUAUACCAGCACACUAUGCUGCUGAGAAAGAUGAUUUAGAAAUGUUGAAGGCACUAACGACCAGAUUUCAUUCCAACAUAAAAAAUCUCUCAACGAUACAACAAAAUGAAAUCUGUAUAAAUUGUCAUAAGGCAUUAGCAAUAACAGAUAUUUUUGGAAGGAAUGUAUUCAUGCAGGCUUGUUACAAAGGAGCAUACAAAUGCGUAAAGUACCUCCAAGAACAACGAUCAAUUGAGAAUGUGGAUAGAACAGAUAUCCAUGGUGAUACACCAUUACAUUAUGUUGUUGCACAAAACAAUAAAAGUCUAGCUGAAUUUUUGUUGAUCGAGUGUGCAGCUGAUGCUAAUGGUGGAGAUGAAAAACGUCCUAGCCCAUUAGACGUAGCUUUAUUUAAUCAAAAUUCUGAGUUAGAAGAAUUAUUGAAAUCAAGAUGUGGUAAAUCACGCUGUUUCAUAAAACGUAUUAUUAAAAAACGAAAAAUAUCAGAUGAUGAACUACUUGAAUCUAGUAUGGAACGUUUAUCAAUCGAACCAAUAAAGAGAAGUGUUUUUAAGACAUCUUGA
Messenger RNA from Didymodactylos carnosus, 684 nucleotides. NCBI's taxonomy places the organism in Eukaryota, Metazoa, Rotifera, Eurotatoria, Philodinida, Philodinidae. The record is from the annotation of a GenBank genome assembly.